AUGGGAGACCUUUUCAAUUCGGUAUAUGAUAUUUCGUUGGACUUGAGAACCAAUGCUGAAGAAGAAAAGGAUAAGGAAAAGAAUGUGGAAAUGGUGCAAGAUACUCGAGACUUCAGUCGAGGUGCUGAUGUCGCUGAGCUGAGAUUUAUCGGUUUCCUGAAUCAUGGCGACGUGGCUGUCGAAGGCAGUCUAAUUGAUUUUUCCGCCCUCACCCUCACCGCCGUUCUACAGAAUUUUAUAGCUCAAUGUGCUAAGUGGCACUCGCGGCGAAAAAUAUUAACUUCCGCAUUCCAUUUUAAUAUAUUACAGCAAUUUGUUGAGAUUUUGAUUGAGGAGGGCGAAAAUAUGACAAAAUCUUUAAAGGAUACAGGAGGCACAAUUGUGAAAGAUUUAUUACCAUUCGUUAGUGAAUAUACGCUGAAUGCAAUAUGCGAAACUGCUAUGGGUACUUCUCUACAAGGUCUUGGUGCAUUUCAGCAACGAUAUCGAAAAGCGGUUCAAGAAAUGGGCGAAAUACUGAUAUACAGAUUAAUGAGACAAUGGCUACGAAAUAAUUGGAUAUUUUCAUUAAUGCCAAAAGGCAGACAGCAAACACAGGCCUUGAAGAUAUUACAUGGAUUUACUGAACAAAUUAUUGCAGAAAGGAAACUUUAUCACGAGCGUACCAAUGAUCAAUAUCUCAAAAGUCAUGUAUCAACAGAUAAUAUAGAAACGUAUGGAUGUCAAAGGAAACGACUCGCAUUGUUGGAUCUUUUAAUAGCGGUGUCACGAGAAGGACUUCUAACUGACUCAGAUAUCAGGGAGGAAGUUGAUACUUUUAUGUUCGAAGGCCAUGACACUACAGCCAUGGGUAUAUGCUUUACUUUAUUAUUAUUAGCUGAACAUAAGGACAUUCAGGAUCGUGUUAGAGAUGAAAUCAAUAUUGCCCUGCAAGAGAGUGAACAAAAAUUUACUAUGAAGGUGUUACAAAAUCUAUCAUAUUUAGAUAGAUGUUUAAAAGAAUCAUUGCGUUUAUAUCCUAGCGUGUACUUUAUAUCACGAAUUACUUCAGAAGACGUAAAAUUACAAUCAUAUUUAAUACCUACUGGAACACUAAUACAUCUUAAUAUCUAUGGAGUUCAUAGAGAUCCUAAUUUUUGGCCAAAUCCAGAAGUAUUCGAUCCAGAUAGAUUUUUGUCUGAAAAGAUUCAAAAUCGUCAUCCUUAUUCGUAUUUACCAUUUAGUGCUGGACCACGUAAUUGUAUCGGCCAACGAUUUGCUUUAUUGGAAAUGAAGGCUAUGAUAGCUCCUAUAAUUCAUAAUUUUUACUUGGAGCCUGUUGAUUAUUUAGAAAAUCUUCGAUUAAAAAUUGAUUUGGUACUUCGUCCUACUCAUCCGAUUCGUGUAAGAUUUGUUCCAAUCAAGGAAGCGCAUAAAAUAAUUUGAAUCAAUUUUGUAUUUCAAAAACAUAAGCAUUAAAGGUAAUUAAAGGUAACCGUAAGCAUUAAAGGUUAUCCAGAAAUUAAACAAUUGUUAAAUACAUCAAUCAAUAAAUUGUUUACACACACAAACACAC
This is a messenger RNA of Pogonomyrmex barbatus (red harvester ant), 1555 nucleotides long. Its product is annotated as cytochrome P450 4C1-like. The record is from RefSeq and is a predicted model, not a curated record. Lineage: Eukaryota; Metazoa; Arthropoda; Insecta; Hymenoptera; Formicidae.